This is a messenger RNA of Sinocyclocheilus grahami, 5005 nucleotides long. RefSeq names its product transcriptional activator protein Pur-alpha-like. The coding region runs from base 86 to 949 and encodes 287 amino acids. Lineage: Eukaryota; Metazoa; Chordata; Actinopteri; Cypriniformes; Cyprinidae. Gene Ontology annotation, biological process: regulation of transcription by RNA polymerase II. The record is from RefSeq and is a predicted model, not a curated record. Gene Ontology annotation, cellular component: nucleus. The transcript has a single exon. Gene Ontology annotation, molecular function: RNA polymerase II transcription regulatory region sequence-specific DNA binding; DNA-binding transcription factor activity, RNA polymerase II-specific; purine-rich negative regulatory element binding.
AGAGCUCCGCGGUCGCUCAGCACCAGUCGCUUUUGCAGCAGGGCUGAGGGAGACGGAGAGAGAAGGUAAGCGGGGAGGCUGCAUCAUGGCGGACAGAGACAGUGGAAGUGAGCAAGGUGGAUUCGCCACAGGCCCCGGCCCCGGCCCCGGCCCCGGCCCCGGCCCUGGCCCGAUGCACCCGGGCGCCGCAUCGCGGCUCCAGCACGACACGGAGGAGCUCGCCUCGAAGCGGGUGGACAUUCAGAACAAACGCUUCUAUCUGGACGUGAAGCAGAACGCCAAAGGCCGCUUUCUGAAGAUAGCAGAGGUCGGGGCCGGGGGAAACAAGAGCCGCCUGACUCUCUCCAUGUCCGUCGCCGUGGAGUUCCGCGACUACCUAGGAGACUUCAUCGAACACUACGCCCAGCUGGGCCCCAGCAACCCUGACACGGUGCAGGACGAGCCCAGGAGGGCGCUUAAGAGCGAAUUCCUGGUGCGGGAGAAUCGGAAGUACUACAUGGAUCUGAAGGAGAACCAGAGGGGGCGGUUUCUGCGAAUCCGGCAGACCGUCAAUCGCGGGCCCGGCAUGGGAACCUCGCAAGGCCAGACCAUCGCUCUUCCUGCACAGGGACUCAUCGAGUUCCGCGACGCGUUGGCCAAACUCAUCGACGACUUCGGCGUGGACGAGGACCCCGCGGAGCUGCCCGAGGGCACGUCGUUGACCGUGGACAACAAGCGCUUCUUCUUCGACGUGGGCUCCAACAAGUACGGCGUCUUCAUGCGGGUCAGCGAGGUGAAGCCCACCUACCGCAACUCCAUCACGGUGCCCUGCAAAGUCUGGUCCAAAUUCGGCGCAACCUUCUGCAAGUACGCGGACGAGAUGAAGAAGAUCCAGGAGCGAAGCCGAGAGCGGAGGGAGCGCGAGAUGCAACCGGAGGGCCUGCACGGGGACGACGGGGACGAGGACUAAUGCAUACCUGUGCGCACAGGACAAAUGACAUGAUAAUCAGACGUUACUGUAAUGUGGAAUCGAUCUACACACACACUCACACAACCCUCACAGACUCAAACAGUUGCAUCUCUUCACUCAUCGCCGGAAGUUACCCACUUACCCACCAUUUAACAGUAAGACGCUGCUAUCGACAACAUGAUGUAUGAACCGUGUCCAGGAUGGUGCAGGAGUGUGUGUAUAUCCCUCUUUACCCACGUGUGUGACACAUUCAAGCUCGUAUGCACUGCAAAAAAUCCUCUUGUUUUCCAGUACAAAUAUCUAAACAUCCUGAAAACCAUAUAUUUAUAUAUACAGUUUUAGUCAGACCACUCCUGACACACAGCAAAGAAUGUCAAUACUAGAAAUAAAAGAACAUACCUAGUCAAUGGGAAAAAUGACACGUAAUAUAAAACCAAUACGAUUCGAUCUGCUUUCUGAACACUUCAGCUCUGACACCAGUCAAUCAUGCUGCCAACUUGACAGCGGCCGCUUCAAGUGUAAAAACUGAUGACCUAAUGUUUUUUUUGCAGAUUUUAAAAUGUACUUAAUUAAAAAAAAGUACAAAGUGGCGUGAAAAUGCUGUUCAUAUUCAGCAUGCACACUGGGGGUUUUAACGAGAGCGUGCAAAGUGAGUGCCGUCAUGGUGGCUUGUUGCCUGUUAGAGCAUCUGACCCCACUCGAACUUGUACAGUUCUGUUUGUCAAGUAAAUUAUUUUAAGGAUGCCGUGAAUUUGACUGGGAAACAAUGAUGGACAUUUUUUUGCAGUAUAAUACUAUUUCCAAAGGUGCAAAUUGAAAAAGAAGAAAGAAAUAUAUAAUUGGGGCUCACUUUUGACUUCCAGCACAAAAGCUAUUCUUUAGGAACCGUUUGAACCAAAGGUUCAACAUGCAAACGAACACCAGGAGUGAAGAAACAGUGAUGCGGCAGUGCUGUGAAUAUUUUAACAUGCACUAUUGUUAGAUUAUUCAAUUUAUAUAAAUGGAUGUCACCCCUUCUGGUUCGACUUAAAAGGUGCACUUGGUCAGUUUUCAUUAUUUAAGCAUUUUUUCGCCUGGUUGCAUCAUGGGGUCCACCAUGUUGAGAUCACAUGACCAGCCAAAUUAUCAACAUAAACUCAAUGUUAUUAGUCACUUUCAUUUGCAGAAUACAUUUAUCAUGGCAAAAGAAGCUUCAUGUCUCACAUAAACCCAAAAUGACCGAGUGCACCUUGAAAUGCAUAUGAGGAGAUCUAGAUAUGUUUACUCGUUUGCCUUUUAAACUCUAUACACAAAGCAAAUGAGAUUGUUUGUUUGCACGCGUCAUGCAAUGUGUGCUUCGGUAGCCGCACAGCGAAGGCAUUGCUAAAACAACCGGUUGACGUUUGUUCCUGUUAAAUACAAACCCUGUUGCACCGUUGCCCACUGACAUUUGGACAGACGUCUCAUUGAAGUGCUAACGUAGAUAUACAAACUAUGAUUUUGUGAAUCAGAUGUACUUAGAUCCUUAUGAAAUUGCCCACGUUUUCUGUGGGAAUUUUUCUUUAUUUCGUUUUUGGGGACAGGGUGGGAGGGGGGCAGGUACUCAAAAAGGAGCUGUCCACUAGUGCGAGUUGUGUUAAUACCUGCGCGGAGCAUCCUCUACAACGUCAAAAAACAACUCUGGUGCCUUAUAUUCUCCACACGUUUACAUGCUUUACGUGUCCGAUCAUUUUCUUUCCGAUCGCUGUUUGUCUUUCUUUGUCGUUCGGGGUGACAACAGCGUAGUUGCCGUACCACUCUUGGAGCUUCUUCGAUGACUUCGACAAGCCAAUCAAAGAAAGGCGCGUGGGGCUCUCGGCCCUCCACGUUGCUGGGGAAAGAACAAUGUCAUAAUCAAACAGCGCUGACGUAAACAUGGAUGUGCUGCGUUCACGUCAUAUCCGAAUUACUUUGGUUCUCCGUGGCAGUGCUCAAAAGCGACAUCGAUCUAUGUGCGGUUUUGUCGUUGAUGCCAGUCUUUGUGACAUUUUUUUAAUUAUGACAAAGACAUACAUUUUCAUCAACAUUUCUGUAGUUCUGGCGUGACGUGAACGCAGCAGUAGUCACCUAAAGACGGUGGAGGUCUGCUCCUCGUGCUCUGUGUAAAAACAUAUAAGUUAAUUAAAAAAGUAACAGGUUUAAAAAAUUAAAUAAAAAAAGCUUAAAACUGUGUGAUAACUUUAUAUGUACGUUUCUCGCUACAGCCCAGCGUUAUGCUAAUGUGGGCCUAUAUUAGUAGACUUUUGGCCGAGGCAGUAGCCUGUAUGAUUUUUUUGUAUGGUGCUAAUAUCCCCGCUCGUGGGAUUUCUUCUGCCAGUCUUAUCAGUUGCUGAAUUCGUUUGUUGUCAACCUCGUCACAUCGCACCUUGAGAUUUUACUUUUCUCACUAAAGUUACAGUGCUAACAUUUUAGUAUCUUGUGCAAUAGGCUGCGUGCCAAUGGCGGCGUUGCCCCAAAUUCAGUCCCGCCGCAGGUUCAUGUCCCCCUUUGGACCCCCAAAGCAAAACUAUUUCCUGAAAGAUCUUAUAAUAGGUACUCUGUUCAAUGUCUGAUUGGAAAUCCUACAAAAUCGCUGAAUGAUGUUGUGAUAACUAUGAAAAGAUGACACUGUCUUUUAAAGUUUCACAUAUGUAACCGAAGCUACAAAUAGUCAAAUUAAACAUUUGUCAUUCUUUUUUUGUUAAUUAAAUUGUACAAUCCAGCUGAUUAGAAUGUUAACUCAACUUCAACACUACAAAGCAUUACCAGAAAUGCUAAAUUGAGUAGAAAACAAUAAUGCAAUGUUUUUGAACAGGCAUUACUGAUGGCUGCCUCUUGGGGUCCAAGGGGGAUCGGAUUCUGCGGGAUGAUUGAAUGUCGCGCAUCAUCGGCAUUCUAUGUGUGUGGAUACUUGUCCCCUGCAACGACAAAAAUGUAUGCAUGAGAAUCGUUCUAAUUUAAACAUUUUUCUGCAUAUUAAACUAACCUUUUUGACUGCCGAAGUCAAAGUUGAGGGUUUAUUCUAGUAACAUAACCGGUCACCACAAACAGGGGCCGUCUGAAAGCACCUGCGUAUACGGCGGCAAAUCUGCUCUCCGCCAAUCAGACACAGUCCUGUGUGACCUAAAAAUAUAGUUAUGUAGUCACUUCAAAAGCUUCUUGGUGGUUUGAUAUUCAGUUGCUAAUAUAUAUAUAUAUAUAUAUUUUUUUUUUUUUGCCAAUGUUUAAUGCGCAAUGCUUCAGUCAGAGAUAUUCAUAACUAUUUAUUUGAUAAAAUAUUUUGUCAAUGUUGUUAGGAAAAAAGAUAAAGACGUUUUUUCUCAGUCCCUCUCUUGACAUAAGCCAGCUCACUAGUAUUGCAGGUAAAAGCCUGUUGCUGUCAGACCCAAACAUCACAAAUACUCAGAUAUGUGGGGUUUUGUUAAAACGAGACCUUCAUAUCUACUGAAGCCUCCAGCCCACGGACAGUUUGGGGGUUUCUAGCCACAGACCCCCAUGCUAAAGGCCCAUUUCGUGCUAAGCAUAUGAGGAAGUCUAUAGGGGAUCAAGGCAGACAUUAUUCCUGCAGAGCGUUUGGUCUCUUGUUUACCACUGCACAAUAUUAAAGCAUACAUACGCACUUUGUCUCGCUCGAUUUGCCCUCACAUCUCGUCAAGACUGAAUCUGAAACAGCAUGCUUCUCUUGUAGGGACUAUUUUAGCUCUGUUUGUACACAGUUAUAUUUCUUUUCCUCUUGAGACCGGUAAGCAAAUCUUUUUCCUGUCACUGCCCAGAUCCGAUUAUGAAAACUGUUCGAUGUGUGCCACUGUGCGAAAUCUAAACUGGAAGUAACAUUUAAGGGUGUUUUCUAGUGAUGCAAAAACACACCCUCGAAGCCCUCGAUCGAAUACGCACAUGUUUUAAGUCAAUCGUAAAGGUGCUAUUGGGUAUUAAAUGGCUCAAUCCUGUCCGGGUGGCAUCGUUCAGCCGAAAUCUUUCUCAUUUAAUAGUGUUCGAGCUCUCCACCAGCAAAGACGAGUAUUGGUUGGAUGCACAACAGCCUGUGGGGACCAAAAAAAA